AUGGAGGUUUUAAAGUCUAUUAAAUAUGGUAACACAGAAUAUUUAUUAUUGAUUUACUAAAUAAAAAUGAUAAUGAAAUUAAAUUUUUAGAAGAAAAUGUUUUUGCUGAAGAUGAAGUUAAUUAUCAUGGUUGGAAAUACAGAAUAUGGCUUUGUUAACGUUUUUAAAUGCAUAAAGAAGAAUAGAAAUUCAGUUUAUAUUUGA
Ichthyophthirius multifiliis is the source of this 204-nucleotide messenger RNA. RefSeq lists its product as hypothetical. The transcript has 4 exons. The record is from RefSeq and is a predicted model, not a curated record. NCBI's taxonomy places the organism in Eukaryota, Ciliophora, Oligohymenophorea, Hymenostomatida.